CAAGUCAACCAAGCUACUACUUCAAAAUUUUCUGAUCAUCCAAACAAAACCCACCAUUAUCACAGCUCUCCUUCGCGCUUUGAGAGUACACUAUGCACCUUCUUCUUCUUACUCUUCUCUUGAUUCUUCUUCUUUCUCUUGUAAAAUUUGUUCACACAUUCAUAUGGACCCCAUAUCGGAUCCAACAGCACUUCAAAAAGCAAGGUAUAACCGGCCCUGCCUAUCGCUUGAUCACCGGAAACACGGCCGAUAUCCGCCGUGGGUUUGCAGAAGCUGCGUCCAAGCCAGUAUCGACCUUUGACCACGAUAUUCUUUACCGUGUAUCGCCUAGUUAUCACAGGUGGUCGCGCAUGUAUGGGAAACCAUUUUUGUACUGGUUCGGGUCAACGCCCCGGCUUGGAAUAUCUGAGCCGGAGAUGAUCAAGGAGGUGCUUAAGAAUACGGGUGGGUUAUUUGAGAAGAUUCGUUUUAACCCCCUGGCUGAGCCGCUAUUUCAGCAGGGACUUGUUGGGCUUACGGGUGAUUUAUGGGCAUUUCACAGAAGGAUCGCCAAUCAGGCCUUCAACAUGGAGCGAGUUAAGGCUUGGAUUCCAGAAAUGGUAGCUAGCACCAUGAUGAUGCUUGAAAAAUGGGAGGAAAUAAGAGGAGGGAGAGAUGAAUUUGAGAUGGAAGUGCAUAAAGAACUUCAUGAUCUGUCAGCGGAUAUGAUAUCCCGUACAGCUUUUGGAAGUAGUUUUGAAGAAGGAAAGCGUAUUUUUAAGUUACAAGAAGAACAAAUGCAGCUAUUCAUUGAAGCUUCAAGAGGUGUCUAUUUUCCAGGGUUCAGGUUCUUGCCUACCAAGAAAAACAGAGAGAGGUGGAGACUCGACUCAGAAACUCGUGAAUCAAUAAGGAUGCUGAUCAAGAACAAUGGCUCGGCUAGAGAAAACUCAAGAAAUCUACUUAGUCUUUUAAUGUCAUCCUACAAAAAUCAAGAUAACCAAGAGGAGAAAUUGGGGGAAGAUGAAAUUAUUAAUGAAUGCAAGACCUUUUAUUUUGCGGGAAAGGAGACAACUGCUAAUGUUUUAACUUGGGCACUUCUACUUCUAGCAGAGCAUCAAGAAUGGCAAACCAAAGCAAGGGAAGAAGUGAUUCGUGUCUGCCGAAAUGAAGAGCUAGUUGCAGAAAACUUAAGUGACCUAAAGACUGUGAACAUGAUACUCAACGAAACACUUCGACUGUAUCCUCCUGUUGUCAAGUUGGUGAGGCAAACAUCUGAAACGGCGAAGGUGAAGCUAGGGAACCUUGACAUUCCUCCAGGCACACAGUUGAAUUUGGCCUUAACUGCUGUACAACAUGACACUGGUAUAUGGGGAGAAGAUGCUAAGAAGUUCAAUCCGCUAAGGUUCAACGAAUCCAGAAAGCACUUAGCCUCCUAUUUCCCAUUUGGUUUAGGCCCCAGAAUUUGUGUUGGUCAAAACUUAGCGAUGAUUGAGACAAAAAUCGUCCUAUCUAUGAUCAUCAAACGAUAUAGUUUUGUGUUGUCGCCAACUUAUGUUCAUGCUCCAAUGCUAUUUGUAACCUUGCAGCCUCAAUAUGGUGCGCCCAUCAUCUUUACCCAGAUUCAUUGAGAUCUGCAAAGUGAAAGCAUUAGAAUAAUAAGGUGCACUCUGGAGGUUUUCGACAUCAUUGAAAGCAUCUUCAAAUAGGUAGAAGUAUUUGAUGUCUGUGUUAAAGCACUUCUAUUAAGAAUGUUUUAGCUUUUCAGAAAGCUAGUGGAAGAAAUUAUAAAACAGAAGCUUUAUUUAUUUAAAUAUAUCAACUGUCAUUGUAAACUCUCAAAAGAUAGUUCAACUGGCAAGAAA
Messenger RNA from Pistacia vera, 1844 nucleotides. RefSeq names its product cytochrome P450 734A1-like. NCBI's taxonomy places the organism in Eukaryota, Viridiplantae, Streptophyta, Magnoliopsida, Sapindales, Anacardiaceae. The transcript is spliced from 4 exons. The coding region runs from base 93 to 1610 and encodes 505 amino acids. Gene Ontology annotation, molecular function: oxidoreductase activity, acting on paired donors, with incorporation or reduction of molecular oxygen; iron ion binding; monooxygenase activity. The record is from RefSeq and is a predicted model, not a curated record.